AUGCCUUCUUCUGCUGAACCCUCUCCUACAAAUACUCCUCCUCCUUCUUCUCCAAUGGCUUCCUCCUUGUCUGCGACACCUCUUGCUUCUUCUAUGAGUACUGGUUUAAUCGGAUAUGUUGAUCAAACAAAUCCGUGUCCUUCUCAGUUCACCUCUGAUGGCGUCACCCCCAAUCCUGCUUAUGCAGACUGGCAUAAACUUGAUCAACAACUGCUCAGUUGGAUUAAUUCUACCCUCACUCCUGGUGUGCUCUCUCGGGUUUCUCGUUGUCCUACAGCUCGUGAUGCCUGGAUCUCUUUGGAGAAACGUUUCAAUUCUCAGUCCCGUUCUCGUAUUCUUCAGUUGAAGCACCAGCUGCAAACCACCAAAUGCGGUACCUCCUCCAUCACUGAUUUUGUCGAUCAAAUGACUGCUGUUGCUGAUAGUUUGGCUCUUGCUGGAAAACCCGUGGAUGAUGAUGAUCUUAUUGACCUUAUUCUCAAUGGUCUCGGACCGGCGUAUGAGAGCGCCGUCAACUCUAUUCAGUCUCGUGACCCUCCUAUGGCUCUUGAUGAUGUUAUUACCUUUUUAUUAACUGCUGAGACUCGUAUGGCUGAAUAUACCCCUUCCAUGACGUUUGAUUCUACCACUCAAGUGUUUUAUGCUAAUCGUGGCCAUGACUUUUCCAAUCGUGGGUCCUCCUUUUCCCGUGGUGGUCAUCGUGGCGGCUUCUCUAGCUCCCGUGGUGGUUUUUCUGGCCCCGAUUCUUCUCCUGGUCGAGGCAUCCUUCCUCUCCCCUCUCAGGCUCCCCUUUCCAUGCCCGUUGCUCCUAGCCGUGGUGGUUUCUCCUCUCCGUCUUAUGGUUCAUCUCCUGGUUUUAACGGUCAUUGUUAUAACUGUGGCGAAUAUGGUCAUAUGGCUCGUCGCUGCCCUCGCCCUCCUAUUGCUCCUCAAGCCAUGGUUGCCUCUCAUACUCCUACUCCGUCAUCCACCUGGUUUACUGAUAGUGGUGCCUCCGCUCACAUAACAAAUGACCUUGCUCAUCUCCAGCUCUCUCAGACUUACGGUGGUUCGGAUCAAGUUUCUGUGGGUAACGGUCAAGGUUUGCAUAUAUCUAAUAUUGGUUUUGGUUCCAUCUCUCAAUUCCAUUUAAAUAAAGUUCUUCAUUGUCCUUCCGCAUCUCAUAAUUUACUUAGUGUUCAUCAAUUUGCUCUUGAUAAUUCUGUCUAUUUUAUUUUCACCCCCUCUGAUUUCUAUGUGAAGGAUCUCGUCUCGGGGAAGACGCUUUUCCACGGCAAGAGUGAAAAUGGUCUCUACCCGUUCCGGUCUCCUUCGUCCUCCUCCUCAUUUCCUACCACCGCUGUGGCCCUCCUUGGUAUCCGUACUUCUUCUCCCGUAUGGCAUCAACGCUUAGGUCAUCCAUCUCCUGCUGUCUUUCAGAAGCUUUCAGCUCACCUUCCCCUUCGUGGUUCUCCUCGGAGUUCUUUUUGUUCUCAUUGUCCUAUAGGCAAAAGUAGUCGUUUACCAUUUCAGUUAUCUUCUUCUGUUUCUACUGUUCCGUUACAACUCAUUCAUUGUGAUAUUUGGACAUCUCCCGUUUUAUCUAAUAAAGGUUCUAAGAUAUUGGUGGAAAAUUUGUUGUCUGUUGACCGUGUGUGCACAAUCAAAUCUCUUCAAACAGAUGGGGGGGCUGAAUUCCUUAGUCACCAAUUCCAGCAUUACUUAAGUACUCAUGGGAUUUUUCACCGUGUUUCCAAUCCUCACACACCCGAACAAAACGGAGCCGCCGAACGCAAACAGCGACACCUCAUAGACAUGGCUCUUACUCUCCUUGCCACCGCCCAUAUGCCCCCUUCCUUUUGGGUUGAAGCUUGUUAUUCUCUCAAUUACCAAGGUUAUCGGUGUUAUGAUCCUUCAACUAGUCGUGUUUAUCUCUCUCGUCAUGUUGUUUUUUAUGAAUCUACCUUUCCGUUUCAGGCUCUCUCUCACACUUCCUCUGUUCCUCCAUCCCCGGUGCCUCCCUCUCCACCUUUAGUCGUGUCUUCCUCUCCCGUUGUUUCUCCACCACCGCCAUCUCCUUCCCCACAGCCUCCUCAUUCUCCUCCUCCUUUGCCCACGGUCACUCAUGUUGAUGUCCCCGCUUCUCCAGUUGAGUCAUCCCCGCCCCCCUUCCUUCCCACUACCCACACCAUGGUCACUCGUUUGAGAGAUGGGAUUAGAAAACCGAAUCCCAAAUAUGCAAAUCUUGUUUUUUCGCAGGUAUCUGAGAUCGAACCUACCUUGUUCGAGAAGCAAACAAAUCGGAUCAAUGGCGCCAGGCUAUGCUCACAAAGGUCCAAGCCCUUCAUCACAAUCAUACUUGGGAUCUUGUUCCUCCCUCCCCUCACCGCCAUGCCUUGCCUUGCAAAUGGGUGUUCCGUAUCAAACGCCGCUCCGAUGGUUCCAUUGAACGGUAUAAGGCCCGUCUGUGGCCAAUGGCAUGUUACUGUUCGCAUUAUUCUUUCUCUUGCUUUUUCUCGGCAAUGGCCCAUCCGUCUGCUUGAUGUCACUAAUGCUUUUCUUCAUGGUUACUUGUCUGAAGAGGUUUACAUGCGUCAACCCCGCGGUUUUGAAGACCCUAAAUUUCCUCAUCAUGUAUGUCGCCUUCGGAAAUCUCUCUAUGGUCUCAAGCAAUCUCCCCGUGCUCGGUUCUCCCGUUUCUCUGAGUUUCUUAUUCACUCAGGUUUCACGGCUUCCAAGGCGGAUCCUUCCUUAUUCAUUUUUCAUAAAGAUGACAAUUUUCUCUUCCUUUUGAUUUACGUGGACGAUAUUAUUGUUACUGGUAAUGCUUUGUCACAGGUUAACGCCCUUCUUCAGUCUCUUAAUCGUCAGUUUGCUAUGAAAGAUUUGGGGGAUCUUCAUUUUUUUUGGGCAUUGAGGUCCAGCGUACUCCGGAUAUGUUGUGUUUGA
This is a messenger RNA of Prunus armeniaca (apricot), 2928 nucleotides long. The record is from the annotation of a GenBank genome assembly. Lineage: Eukaryota; Viridiplantae; Streptophyta; Magnoliopsida; Rosales; Rosaceae.